AUGAAUAAAUUUUUUUUUAACACCCUAAAUUCAUCCCUUUUUCAAAACUUUAAAUUUAAAAGCUCAUUUCUGAGCACGGGGUAUUUCGCUGCGAAUAGAAACAUCUCGACAAGAAUUAGUGGCACUUCUUUUUGCAAUGAACUAAAUAAGCCCAAUAGCUUUUUCAAGUAUUAUCACACAUCUCCAUUCAUCAAUAAAACAGUUAAUACUGCCAAUUACAAUGCUCUCCUUCAGAAGGACGAACGAAGUUGUGUUAACCAGAAGCUAGGAGUUAGACAUGAUAGUGGAAUAGCAAGUUUGUCUGCAGCAAUUGCUCUGAUGUCCGUCGGUGGGGUUGCACAAGGUAUCGGAAAUUUGUUUUCAGCCUUAGUGUUAGGAACUAGUAGGAACCCGUCAAUAAAGGAUGAAUUAUUUACGUAUACUUUGAUUGGAAUGGGGUUUUUGGAAUUCUUGGGUAUUAUUUGUGUCCUCAUGAGCGCUGUUUUGCUAUACUCAUAA
Molecule: messenger RNA, 498 nt
Organism: Plasmodium gonderi
Lineage: Eukaryota; Apicomplexa; Aconoidasida; Haemosporida; Plasmodiidae
Product: ATP synthase lipid-binding protein, mitochondrial precursor
Exons: 4
Coding region: 1-498 (165 amino acids)
Biological process (GO): proton motive force-driven ATP synthesis; proton transmembrane transport
Molecular function (GO): proton transmembrane transporter activity
Source: RefSeq, a predicted model, not a curated record